Molecule: messenger RNA, 439 nt
Organism: Perognathus longimembris pacificus (Pacific pocket mouse)
Lineage: Eukaryota; Metazoa; Chordata; Mammalia; Rodentia; Heteromyidae
Gene: Rps21
Product: ribosomal protein S21
Exons: 6
Coding region: 134-385 (83 amino acids)
Biological process (GO): translation; endonucleolytic cleavage to generate mature 3'-end of SSU-rRNA from (SSU-rRNA, 5.8S rRNA, LSU-rRNA); endonucleolytic cleavage in ITS1 to separate SSU-rRNA from 5.8S rRNA and LSU-rRNA from tricistronic rRNA transcript (SSU-rRNA, 5.8S rRNA, LSU-rRNA)
Cellular component (GO): cytosolic small ribosomal subunit; ribosome
Molecular function (GO): structural constituent of ribosome
Source: RefSeq, a predicted model, not a curated record
UCGGCGCGCCCGCGCGACCCGGAAGCGAGCGCCGAAGCCCCGCCCCCGCCCGCCGAAGGCGCUGCCGGGAGACUCGCGACUUCCUUUCUGUGCUCGCGCUCGUCCCGGCGGCAGCAGCAGGUGCGGCUUCAACAUGCAGAACGACGCCGGCGAGUUCGUGGACCUGUACGUGCCGCGGAAGUGCUCCGCCAGCAACCGCAUCAUCGGUGCGAAGGACCACGCGUCCAUCCAGAUAAACGUGGCCGAGGUCGACAGGGUCACAGGCAGGUUUAACGGCCAGUUUAAGACAUACGGCAUCUGCGGGGCCAUUCGCAGGAUGGGUGAGUCAGAUGAUUCCAUUCUCCGACUGGCCAAGUGCGAUGGCAUUGUCUCAAAGAACUUCUAAGAGCUGGAAAUUGGGAGUGUGGAGUAUUUGUCAUAAAUAAAAGUGAUAAACUUG